AUGAACCACUCCGAUCACGAGGAGAAGGAGGCCGGCCUGGCGGCCGCCUACCCUGAGAGCCCGCACGGAAACGCGUACCCCGCAGCCAACACAGCAGACCGCGACGAAGACAGGAUGAGCUAUGCGGACACAGUCGUGAGCGACUCGAACUUUAAGCCGAUGGGAGUCCUCAAGGUCGAGGCGGCCGAGGCGUUCUGGAACCACAAGACCAAAUGGAUCCUCUUCGGCUCCCUACUCCUCGCAGCAUACGUCUACUCGCUGGAUGGCAUGACGACGUACCUGUACAAUGCCGCUGCGUGGUCCGAGUUUGGCCUACACUCGAGCCUGGGCAGAGUCCAGACUGCAAACUCGAUCAUCAUCGCGGUUGGCAAGCCGUUCUGGGCCAAGCUGUCAGACGCAUACGGUCGCGGCGAAGCGUUCCUCGGCCUCGCCAUCCUCUACGGUGUCGGGUACGCUGUUAUUGCCGGUGCGCAAGGAGCGGGGGCCAUGUACGCCGGACAGGUCAUUUACACGCUCGGAUACACGGGUCUCCAGAUCCUUCUCCAGAUCAUCGUUGCCGACCUCACCACCCUGCGCUGGCGUGCCCUCGUCAACAGUAUUCUCACCGUGUGGUUCAUCUUGAACGCGUUCGUGGCUGCCGAGAUCUCGGCACGCGUCACCAACUGGCGCUGGGGAUACGGCAUGUUUGCAAUCUUGAUGCCUGCAACCCUGCUACCAGUCAUCAUCUCCUUGCUCUGGGCACAGUGGAAGGGCAAGAAGAUCCUCAAAGAGCGCGGGGUGCAGGCGGUCAAGGAGCCUCCCAUGGCGCGUUUGAAGCGCGCCCUCAUUGAGAUGGACUUUGUCGGUCUCCUUCUACUCGGCAUGUCACUCGCCCUCAUUCUCCUCACCUUUGCUUUAGUUUACAAGGCGAAUGGCAAGUGGAAGAACCCCAGCAUGAUCGCAAUGCUUGUCGUCGGCUGUAUCCUCUUCCCAAUCUUCCUGGCGUACGAGUGGAAGGUCCCUGCGCGUCCCGUCUUUCCCAUGCGCUGGUUCCGCCGCCUCCCCAUCUUCGGCGCCUGCCUCAUCGGUUUCCUUGACUUUGUCUCCUUCUACCUCCAGUUUACCUACCUCUACUCGUUUGCAUCGGUGACGGUCGACUGGGCCAAGCCACAGCACCUCACUUACUUCACGUACACUCAGACGCUGUGUCUGACAUUCUUUGGCAUCUGUGCCGGCGCGUUCAUGGCCUGGACGCGUCGCUUCAAAUGGAUGAUCACUGUUGGUCUCUGCAUCCGCCUCCUCGGCUGUGGACUUAUGCUCCACGCCCGCGGCCCCAGUGGCAACAUGGCCUCUCUCGUCAUGUGCCAGGUCCUCCAAGGCAUCGGCGGCGGUAUUGCCCACACUGCCAUGAUUGUGGCCGCCCAGGCCUCCGUCUCGCACAUUGAUGUCGCGACCGUCACGGCCGUCGUCCUGCUCCUUACCGAGGUUGGUAACUCUGUCGGCUCGGCCGCGGCCACCGGUCUUUGGCAGGAAUACAUGCCCGGCGAGCUGGCCACCUUUGUCCCGACCAACAACCAGACCCUUCUUACCGAGCUCUUCGGCGACAUGACCUCGAUUGUUGCCCUGCCCCCGGGAGACCCGAUCAAGCUCGGUGCCAUCACUGCCUACGAGCACAUGAUGCACCGCCUCGUUGUUGGCGCCACUGUCGUUGCCAUCUUCCCCAUCAUCGUGUCGAUCUUUAUGAUCAAGGACAUCCGCCUCACCGACGCCCAGAACGCCUACGACGGCAAGGACCUCGAGGGCAAGCCGGUCGAGGAGGCCGACGAACUCUACCAGAUCGAGAAGGAGGAGAUGGCCCACCGCAUCAACCGGCACUCCUCUGCCACUGCUGCUUAA
Messenger RNA from Cutaneotrichosporon cavernicola, 1875 nucleotides. RefSeq lists its product as uncharacterized. The record is from RefSeq and is a predicted model, not a curated record. The transcript has 3 exons. Gene Ontology annotation, molecular function: transmembrane transporter activity. Gene Ontology annotation, biological process: transmembrane transport. Bases 1 to 1875 code for a protein of 624 amino acids. Lineage: Eukaryota; Fungi; Basidiomycota; Tremellomycetes; Trichosporonales; Trichosporonaceae. Gene Ontology annotation, cellular component: plasma membrane.